Rotaria sp. Silwood1 is the source of this 459-nucleotide messenger RNA. The record is from the annotation of a GenBank genome assembly. NCBI's taxonomy places the organism in Eukaryota, Metazoa, Rotifera, Eurotatoria, Philodinida, Philodinidae.
AUGUCGGACCAAGCAUCAUCAACUGAUACAUCUGGCUCGACUGAACUUAAAGCUGGUCAUGCUCCAGCUACUAAAGUAGGUGGUAUGCGUGUUGGUGCACCUCGACCACGACAUACAUCACAAGGUGAAGAGAAGAAUGCUGCUGCUGGUACUGGUAGUAAUGCUGAAAAUACUGAAGGUGCUGAAGAAUCAUCAGGCGAUAAUGCAGCUACAACCGAAACUAAUACAACACACGAAACACCUGUUGAAGAUGUUGAUAAUGAAGAGCCUAUAAGCACUGUUGCUCAUCGUACAGCUGGUGAAAUGGUUUCAGGAGUAUUUGUACCAAUUGAGAAGGCAUAUCCAACUGAAGCUGUAAAAAAUAUACAUGAUAAACCUGGUACACAUCCUAAAAAUCAAAUUCAUACUCAUACAAAACAUAAUGACCAAAAGUUUAUCAAUCAACCACGAAAGCAAUAA